This is a messenger RNA of Perognathus longimembris pacificus (Pacific pocket mouse), 999 nucleotides long. Its product is annotated as mas-related G-protein coupled receptor member A-like. The transcript has a single exon. Lineage: Eukaryota; Metazoa; Chordata; Mammalia; Rodentia; Heteromyidae. Bases 1 to 999 code for a protein of 332 amino acids. Gene Ontology annotation, biological process: G protein-coupled receptor signaling pathway. Gene Ontology annotation, cellular component: membrane. The record is from RefSeq and is a predicted model, not a curated record. Gene Ontology annotation, molecular function: G protein-coupled receptor activity.
AUGCUUUUGAUCAUGAACCCCAGCGGCUCCUCCUCGGGCACGGAGCCCACCCCCGUGAACGGCACCGCGGGGAACGUCCCCGGAAGCUUCAACAGCAAGAUCCUCAUCCCCAACGUGGCCAUCCUCCUGUCGGCGCUGGUGGGGCUGGCGGGAAACGGCGUGGUGCUGUGGCUCCUGGGCUUCCGCAUGCGCAGGAACUCCUUCUCCGUCUACAUCCUCAACCUAGCCGCGGCCGACUUCCUCUUCCUCUGCUGCCACGCGAUCGAUUCCACGCUGGUCCUCGUCAAGUUCUCCCACCCCGCCGUCGUCUUCCUCCCCUGCUUCACCACCGUCAUGAUGGUCCCCUACAUCGCCGGGCUGAGCAUGCUCAGCGCCAUCAGCACCCAGCGCUGUCUGUCCGUCCUGUGCCCCGUCUGGUACCGCUGCCGUCGCCCCAAACACACCUCCACCGUCAUGUGCGCCCUGCUCUGGGUCCAGGCCCUGCUCUUCGGCAUCCUGAACCGAUACUACUGUGGCUUCUUGGAUAAGAAGUAUGAGAGCCCACAGUGCCUGGCUUCUAACUUCUGCGUGGCGGCCUGCCUGAUGUUCUUAUUCGUGAUGCUCUCGGCGUCCAGCGGGGCCUUGCUGGGCAGAGUCCUGUGUGGCGCCGGAAAGAUGAAGUUGACCCGGCUAUACGUGACCAUCCUGCUCACCGUGCUGGUCUUCCUCCUCUGCGGCAUGCCCUUCGGCAUCCACUGGUUCCUACUGAUAUGGAUCCAGAUUGACUUCAGCGCCAUCUCCUACGGCCUGUACCUGACCUCCGUGGUCCUCUCCUCCGUCAACAGCUGCGCCAACCCCAUCAUCUACUUCUUCGUGGGCUCCUUCAGGCAGCAGCUGAAGAAGCAGACCCUCAAGCUGCUCCUCCAAAGGGCGCUGCAGGACACGCCCGAGGGCGAAGGAGGUGGAAGCAGCCUUCCCCAGGGCACCUUAGAGGUGUCGGUAAGCAAAGGGGAGCCAUGA